GAGUGGCUGAAUGACGAAGUGAUCAACGCGUACAUGGCAUUAAUUAUCGACUACUUGCGAAGAACCAACAACAACUCUGGGCGGCAUGACAAGCCGCGAUACCACGCAUUCAAUUCUUUUUUCUUUUCCAAUUUGCGAGACAAGGGAUACGAGUCUGUCCGCAGGUGGGCGACACGGGCCAAGAUUGGAGGCAAGGCUCUCCUCAACGUCGACACGGUGUUUGUGCCUAUCCAUGACAAAUCUCACUGGACACUCAUCGUGGUCAAGCCGUGCGAUCGCACCAUCGAACACUUCGAUUCCCUGGGGGGGCUGAACAGGCGCCAUGUAAAUCUCAUCAAAACAUGGCUGGGGGGGGAACUGGGGGAGGGAUUUGUGGAGGCGGAGUGGAAGGUGCUGCCGUCCCUGUCUCCCCGGCAAGACAACGGGUCCGACUGUGGUGUCUUCCUCCUGUCGACGGCGAAAGCCGUCGCCAUCAACCUGGAGCCCCAAUCCUAUGGGGCUCCAGACUCCCCACUACUGCGACAGAAAAUAGUGGGGGAGUUGAUGAAUGGAGGCCUGGACGGGGACUUCAAUCCCGUCCAGGGCCGGGGGGUCAUGCUGUGA
Aspergillus fijiensis CBS 313.89 is the source of this 603-nucleotide messenger RNA. RefSeq names its product SUMO protease ULP1. Gene Ontology annotation, molecular function: deSUMOylase activity. The transcript has a single exon. The annotation marks the transcript as partial. Gene Ontology annotation, biological process: protein desumoylation. Gene Ontology annotation, cellular component: nucleus. NCBI's taxonomy places the organism in Eukaryota, Fungi, Ascomycota, Eurotiomycetes, Eurotiales, Aspergillaceae. The record is from RefSeq and is a predicted model, not a curated record.